Messenger RNA from Homalodisca vitripennis (glassy-winged sharpshooter), 2065 nucleotides. RefSeq names its product facilitated trehalose transporter Tret1-like. The transcript is spliced from 2 exons. Gene Ontology annotation, biological process: transmembrane transport. The coding region runs from base 124 to 1560 and encodes 478 amino acids. Gene Ontology annotation, molecular function: transmembrane transporter activity. Lineage: Eukaryota; Metazoa; Arthropoda; Insecta; Hemiptera; Cicadellidae. The record is from RefSeq and is a predicted model, not a curated record. Gene Ontology annotation, cellular component: membrane.
GGGAGGGUGCAGACUCCGCAGUGUGACCGGACUGUAUGCAGUGUACAGUAAGUGACGUGUGUUGGAGAGAAACGGUCGGUUACACGCACGCAACGACAGUGAUACAAAACAGUGCUCGAGACAAUGUCGGACGAUGAUUACUACCGGGGGAGUACCAGUAGCAUCUCGAAUACAUCCUCAGUACUGGGCAUCGUCAAACAGGCUCUUGCCGGUUGUUCAGCUGCUUUGUCAGUGUUCAUUGCCGGAUGCUGGCUAGGAUGGCCCUCCCCAGCCGUCAAGAUGUUCUUCGAAGGAGACGUUCACUUCAAUAUUACGAACGACGACAUCUCAUGGAUCGUGGCCCUCAUGGACUUUGGCAACACCCUCAGUCCAAUACCCUCAGGAUACAUGUCCGACUGCAUGGGUCGCAAGCUGACUCUAUUGAUGACUGCCUUCCUCUACCUGGGUACUUGGAGCCUCGCUAUCUUCGGUAACAACGCUUACUACCUGUACGUGGCGCGCAUCGGUGCUGGACUCGGCAAGGGCGUGGCUUUCACUGUGGUGCCCAUGUACCUGGGCGAGAUAGCGGGUGUGAAAGUUCGAGGUGCCAUCAGCACGAUCUUCACCGGGCUACUCUACUCCGGCAUCAUGUUUGAAUACAUCAUCGGUCCGUUCGUGUCGUACGACAUGUUGAACUACAUAUCCGGAGUGGUCCCCAUAGUAUUCUUCCUGACUUUUUUCAUGUUACCAGAAUCUCCAUAUUAUUUACUGAUGAAAGAACGUCACAAAGAGGCGAGGAAAUCCCUGGCUUGGUUUCGGAGUGCAAAAGUGGAUGAUGAGGUUUUGGUGAAAGAGCUGGAUUUAAUGUCCAGAACAGUCCAGAAGGACAUGGAAGAAAAGGGGAGUUUUGCGGAUUUAUUGUCUACUCCCGGCCAUCGGAAGGCCAUGGCAAUUGUCAUGUUUUUGUCUGCAUUCCAGAGGUUCGGCGGCAUCUCACCCAUGCUGGCAUACACUGUUGUCACUCUUCCCAAGACAGGGGGAUACUUUCCAGCUGACAUUUACAUGAUCAUCUUCGGUGUGAUGAUGGUUGUCGGUAACUUUAUCGGUACUCCACUUGUAGAUCGUGUUGGGCGCAAGCCUUUACUCAUCAUCUCCUGCAGCUCGUGUGCAAUACUCACCGGCAUUUCCACCAUAUUCUACAUGGCUGCUGGACCAGAGAACAACACGGAAAACUUCAACUGGGUUCCCUAUGCCUGCUUUGUAGCUUAUGGUAUCGCUUAUUCAAUCGGUAUCGGUGUCAUUCCUUCCACAUUCGUUGGAGAACUGUUUCCCACAAAUAUAAAAAGCUAUGCUUCUGCCAUUGCAGCAAUAUUUUUUGCAGUUGCUUCAUUUGCAAUAAAUAAAUUCUACUUACUUGUUAAAGAUAACUUUGGUGUGUAUUAUAUGUUCGGUUUUUUUACUUUGUGUAGCAUCUCUUCUGUGAUAUUCACCACAUUUGUUGUUUUUGAGACAAAGGGUAAAACAUUCGCAGAAAUUCAAAACAAAUUAGAACAUAGACGAGACAAUCUUAUGAUGACAUGAAAGUUGUUUUAAUUGUUGUACUAUAUUUGUGAACUGUAUUCUUAUGUUAAAAAAAUCAUUUUAUACAUAUUCAAUGCCAUAUUUAAUCACUGAUCUACUAUAUUUAUUGAAAUAAAGUUCCACAAAGACUCUAAAAUAUCUUAUUAUUUAAACAAAUACAUUAAUAGUAACAAAAUUUAUAUAAGUAAUUGAAUACAUCAAAAAUGUUUGAAACUUAUUAGUUUAAGAGUAAGAAUUAAUAAUUUCCAUAGAACAGUAGUAUUUUGUUUCUUGGGGUAAACUACUUGUCCUUGACCACUAUAAUUUAUAAAGUCACCCCCAAAGAUUAAUUUUUAAAUUUUAAAAUAAUUUUUAUACAAGACUGUAAUUAGUUUUUAAGAUAUUAUGAAUAGUUGACUGUAAGUCAAACUUGCUAUGUUUAGUUAGAGAUUACUGUAGAAAUAAAGACUGUUAUUGAUAAAAGUGUAUAGUUAUAGACUGAUAUAAAGAACAAGCACUGACAAAA